GGAUCCUUUUCUGGAUCGUGGAGCCUCCGAUGGGGAAAGGAAAACUCUCCUCGAAGAAGGAGAAGAAGGGUGCGAAGAAGUCUCAGGCUCUUGAUAAGAAGAAAAUCAAGGUUUCCAAGAAAUCCAAGAAGAAGUCAUCCAGUUCGCAUCCGGAUACAUCCAGCUCUUCGGAAGAGAACCCCGAGCUCCUAAAGGCCAAGGAGCAGAUGCUGUCUACGGCAUUGGCUUUCGGAUUGUGCCUUCCUCAGCCUUGCCCGAAGCCCAAAGACCUGACCAUAAAUUCCCGGACUCAUUGCCACAUGCGGGAUCUCGGUGCUCCUCAACUCGCGACUGCACUUGUGGGACUGAUGCCGGCGAUGACAUGCAACUCAUUGCUGAAGUUGGGAGGAGAUGUUCUGCAGGUUCGCAAGAGCUUGACAUCGCAGGUCAAGGCUGCACACGCUGCGGCUGGCAAGAACGAUGAAAGCAGCAUGCAGGCCAAGAUCGAGGCACUUCGGAAGGAAUCCACUGCUGAACGUCUCUGGCAGCAGAGACUGUUGGAUCUCAUGCAGAUCGGCUCCUGGGAUGCAUUGGCUGUGAUGUCUCCUCUGGUGCCCGAGCAGUGCCGUGCCUUUUUCCUAUCUAAGGGCUGGUGCCUGAGGUUUCUUGCUGCUGAAAUGCGAGCAGUCUCCGAGGAAACCAGAACCGAACGCUUCGAAGCCGGAAACCAGAAGAUGAAAUCUUGGUUUGUGGAGAAUGAACAGGAGAUGGCCUCUGUCAAUGAGGGCAGAUCCCCUCUCAAACGCUUGAAGAGCAGGAGAGGUGACAGUAGCGACUCCGAGAAGGAAAGGGACGACGACCAGAGUGAGCACCCGGAGGAGGCCCCAUCGAGCAGAUCCUCCAAAGUUCUCCGGAAGCCCUCCCGGGGUGGAGGCGAGUUCGAGCGCCGCUUCAGCAAUCAGGCCUUGGAUGAUCGUGACCUCACCCAGGGACGUUUUGCCUUGAAGGCGAAUCGCAGCGGCAAG
Messenger RNA from Symbiodinium sp. CCMP2456, 1004 nucleotides. NCBI's taxonomy places the organism in Eukaryota, Dinophyceae, Suessiales, Symbiodiniaceae. The record is from the annotation of a GenBank genome assembly.